Messenger RNA from Hypoxylon trugodes, 1431 nucleotides. RefSeq lists its product as uncharacterized. Bases 166 to 1158 code for a protein of 330 amino acids. Lineage: Eukaryota; Fungi; Ascomycota; Sordariomycetes; Xylariales; Hypoxylaceae. The record is from RefSeq and is a predicted model, not a curated record. The transcript has a single exon.
UCUUACGAGUCACGAGAACGUGCUGUCGUACAAGCUUGGCGGCUGGCAACAUCUUGCCGAUGGCAAGCUCAGCAAUGGCUGGACAAGCACUGCCGCGAUGUCCUUGAUGAGUGUGACUUUACCCUGGCAACGAAGACACAAUUGAACUAUCCUAGUGGUCCUGAAAUGGUGGUUGACGGUCACCCUUUCCGGUGGCAAGUGGCGGAGGAACUGCUGGCCAUGGUGGCCCACUACGUUCCUGUCCUGCAAGAGAAGUUCCCGGCUGGCAUAGAGGUGUUGGAGCGAGCAGGAUCAUUUCCUAUUGUGCACGUUCUGAAUAACGACGUGGAGGAAGCCAUUCACGGUCAUAUCUUAGACAAUAUAUGCGCGGGACGGACUAGCUUUCUCCGUCCUGUGGACUCAAGCUUUCCAAAUCGCCAAAAAGCCAUCCGGCGCAUUCUUUCCAAGCGGGAAUUUAACGAGGUGGAUUUUAUUCAGGCCCAAUUUGCAUUCAUCAACCCGCAGGUAACACUGAAAAUGCUUCUUGUGGCCCGAGGACUCCUGGUUAACAGAAUACUGCUUCUCUGUUUAAAUAAGCGAUGGAACGUGCAAUACGGUCUGCAUCCUAGCCGCCACCCUGUCGCGGUGCCCUUCGAAGCAAAAGGAACACCUUCGGAGCAGUCUGAGUUCGGCCAUCCGGACGUCGCAAUAUUAUUUACCUGCUUGUCGUUUUACUAUACAGGACUAACCAUGGCACAGUUUCGCCAAGGGCUACAGCACGUCCUUCAGUCUGAUGACCCAGCCAUGCAGUAUGAGCUGUGGUCUUUGGGUUGUGCCAACCUGCCAGAAACGCUGCAUCAUUGGAAUGUUAUCGACAUCGACGACAUAGGACAAAUAGAGGAGCUGUGGCGAUACAUGCGUCUGGACCGUAUCGUCAUCAACCACUACUUGAACCAAUUCGUCUUCCCUGCACAUGCGAAGCAGUUCCAAAUCAAGCUGCAAGGUUCCGCAUGGGAUCUGCCUCUUUACUCUCGAAAGGACCAAUGCGGUGCCAGAACGACAGGUUUCAGUGGAACCAAUGACAACCGCGCGAUGCUACGAAGCCCUUGUCUUUCCGGGCCUUCACCAGAACAUCUUGAACUUUGCACGUACGGGCAAGUUGAGUCAUUCACCGUCUAAACCUAACGGGAGACGACGCAGGUAACGAGUUUCUGCAUAUUUCUGGCAUUCGACAGAAGAAGGUGAAAUUUCAUCGCAUAAAUGGAUAGGAAUUGGCUUUUAUACAGUCCUCGAUAUACUAGAAAAAGAUGGUAAGCAAAUUAUUGGUUUGGUACAGUAUGUAGGUAUUUUUAUCGUGCGUACCUAGGUACAGAUGCACUAUAAAUAUAGCGAUUUUAGCAACAAAGACCAUUACAUUUAUAAGGGAUUUAACUUAUAGGCUACUAGGAUGCA